AUGGCGAGAUACGCUGCUGGUACGGUGGAUUGUCCCGGCUCUCCCAAAUCUGUGCGAAUCGUUGUGAUUGGUGACAAGGGCACUGGAAAAUCCAGCUUGAUUGUCGCUGCAGCCACCGAUUCUUUCCCUCCCAAUGUCCCUCCCGUUCUUCCUGAUACCAAGUUGCCUUUUGAAUUCUUCCCCGACGGUAUACCUGUCACCAUUGUUGACACUUCCUCGAGGCAGGAAGAUAGGGACAUGGUUGCUGAGGAAUUGAAGCACGCAGAUGCAGUGGUUUUGACAUAUGCCUGUGAUCGACCUGAGACUCUCGAACGUUUGAGCACAUACUGGCUUCCAGAGCUUCGGCGAUUAGAGGUUAAAGUUCCUAUUAUAGUAGCAGGGUGUAAGCUUGACUUCAGAGACGAUAAUAACCAGGUCAGCCUCGAACAAGUGAUGUCACCGAUAAUGCAGCAGUUUCGGGAGAUUGAGACAUGUAUCGAGUGCUCUGCCCUGAAGCAACUCCAGGCUCAAGAAGUUUUCUAUUAUGCACAAAAAACUGUCCUUCACCCAACAGGACCUCUGUUCGAUCAAGAAUCCCAGGCUCUGAAGCCCCGGUGUGUAAGGGCCUUGAAGCGUAUCUUCAUACUCUGUGACCAUGACAGAGAUGGUGCUCUUAGCGAGGCUGAGUUAAAUGAUUUUCAGGUCAAGUGCUUCCAUGCACCAUUGCAGCCUUCUGAAAUCGAAGGGGUUAAGAGGGUUGUGCAAGAAAAGUUGCCAGAAGGUGUGAAUGAAAGGGGACUGACAGUGACUGGCUUCCUGUUUCUACACGCACUUUUUAUUGAGAAAGGGAGGCUUGAGACAACGUGGACUGUACUUAGGAAGUUUGGGUAUAAUAAUGAUAUAAGACUCGCUGAUGAAUUGCUUCCGUCUUCAUUAUUCAAGCGAGCUCCCGAUCAGAGUUUUGAGUUGACAAGUGCAGCAAUCGAAUUCCUGAAAGGAAUGUAUAUGUUGUUUGAUGACGAUGAGGAUAAUAAUCUGAGGCCUCAAGAGAUCGAAGAUCUAUUUUCAACUGCACCUGAAAGUCCUUGGAAGGAAGCUCCUUAUGAGGAUGCUGCGGAGAAAACUGCCCUUGGAGGACUAUCUUUUGACGCUUUCCUGUCACUGUGGUCACUGAUGACACUAUUAGAACCGGCUCGGAGUGUGGAACAUUUGAUCUACAUUGGAUUCGCUGGUGAUCCAUCUUCUGCCAUUCGUCUUACUAGGAGAAGACGUUUAGAUCGCAAAAAGCAACAAUGUGAAAGAAAAGUAUUACAGUGCUUUGUUUUCGGACCCAAUAACGCCGGAAAAUCUGCAUUGCUGAACUGCUUUCUUGGAAGGUCAUAUGCUGAUAACCAAGGAUCGACUACUGAUGAGCGCUAUGCAGUAAAUAUGGUCGAUGAAUCUGAGAGUGCAAAGAAAACUCUUGUCAUGAGGGAAAUUCCAGAAGAUGGGGUUCAAAAGCUAUUUUCAUCCCAGGAAUCCUUGGCUGCAUGUGACAUAGCUGUCUUUGUGUAUGACAGUUCUGAUGAGUCGUCAUGGAAGAGAGCGACUGAGUUACUUGUAGAAGUUGCAACUCACGGUGAGGCCACUGGAUAUGAGGUCCCUUGUCUCAUGGUUUCUGCAAAAGACGAUCUUGAUUCAUUCCCAAUUUCCAUACAAGAAUCCACCAGGGUGACACAAGAUAUGGGAAUAGAGCCUCCAGUAUCCAUCAGCUCCAAGUUGGGGGAUUUCAACAACCUAUUCCGCAAAAUCUUAACAGCAGCGCAACAUCCUCAUUUGAGUAUUCCAGAGACCGAAGCAGGAAAAAGCCGCAAACAUUACAACAGACUUAUCAACCGCUCUCUCAUGGCUGUUUCAAGUACUUGGAGCUGCUGCUGUGGUCGUUGGGCUGGCUGCAUACCGUGUGUACGCCACAAGGAAGAGCGCUUCUGCCUGAGAAAGAUUGAUAGUGAAGAUUCCAUUUUAUCUGAAGAAGAUAGCAAAUCUCUUGUUCUGAGUUUGUUUACCAUUCCCAAGUUUUAA
Molecule: messenger RNA, 2040 nt
Organism: Thlaspi arvense
Lineage: Eukaryota; Viridiplantae; Streptophyta; Magnoliopsida; Brassicales; Brassicaceae
Source: the annotation of a GenBank genome assembly